Messenger RNA from Coccinella septempunctata (seven-spotted ladybird), 3137 nucleotides. Its product is annotated as synaptic vesicle glycoprotein 2C-like. The record is from RefSeq and is a predicted model, not a curated record. Gene Ontology annotation, molecular function: transmembrane transporter activity. Gene Ontology annotation, cellular component: membrane. Gene Ontology annotation, biological process: transmembrane transport. The transcript is spliced from 11 exons. Bases 652 to 2040 code for a protein of 462 amino acids. NCBI's taxonomy places the organism in Eukaryota, Metazoa, Arthropoda, Insecta, Coleoptera, Coccinellidae.
UUGUAGAGUCGGUCGGCGCGUUGCGAAAUUUGGUGAACUUGUAUCAGUUUUCUAGUUUUAACAGCUUUCGCGGGGGUUCCUUAAAUAGCGUGUAUAAACAUCAACACAUCUUCGUGUCUAGCCAAGAAAACCGACCUUUUUAAUUAUCGCACUGUCGGCAAUUGUUUUUUUGCUAAACGUCAAUUGUCAUCAAUUGAUCCCAAUUGUGGGGAUAGAAUUCCGGGCAAAUCGAAGCGUCGUGGGACAAUCUCAGUCGAACACGUGUUUUUGAAGAAGAAUGUAAUGCUACAAUUAUUUUUAAAACCAAAUUGUUGCCAAGAGCAUAAUAUACAUUCAGUGUCUAUAGGUGCUAGGUGGCGUUAUGACAAAACAUAGAAACGGUGUGACUUCUGCUGUGGUAUGGGCAGGAAGCGAUAUUAUCGUACAAGUAUGUCCACUGGAUGAAGAGCAAUUUAUCGAUGGUCAGUGAGUUACGCAUGAUUGGAUUUCAUUGAGGGACAGGGAGAGGAUUUUGAAAGGGCGUUAGAAAGUACAGGUUUUGGGAAGUUUCAUUUCACUCUGCUCACAGUAUGUGGCCUUAUAUACUUGAACACCGCCAUUGGAAUAACUAUUAUUUCAUUUGUUCUCCCUUCAGCGACAUGCGAUUUUCAGAUGUCUUCUUCAGACAAAGGCUGGCUCACUGCGGCCCCCAUGCUUGGUAUGGUCAUAGGCUCCUACUUUUGGGGAUGCUUAGCUGAUACAAAAGGCAGAAAAACAGUAUUAAUAGGUGCCUUGAUCAUGGAUGGGAUCAGUGGAAUAUUAUCUAGUAUGUCACAAGUAUACUGGCUCUUCAUGUUAUUCAGAUUUUUCAACGGUUUCGCGAUCACAGGUGCUAUGGGAAUAUGUUUUCCCUAUUUGGGAGAAUUCCAACCAGGAAAAUAUCGCGAAACAAUUUUGUGCUGGAUGGAAUUAUUUUGGACUCUUGGAGUGAUAUGUCUACCAGGUAUUGCUUGGAUUAUAAUUCCUAUGGAAUUCACUUAUGAAACGGAGAAUUUCAAGUUCGCAAGUUGGAAUCUUUUCGUAGCCGUCUGCUCAUCUCUGAGUCUUUUCAUCGGUAUGUGGCUUUGCUUCUUCCCUGAAAGUCCCAAAUUUUUGUUGGAGUGUGGGGAACCAGAUGAAGCACUGGAAGUGCUUCGCCAAAUGUACGCUGCAAAUACUGGGGAUGACCCAGCAUCAUAUCCAGUUUUGAGUUUGAGGGAGAAGGUGAGAACCAUGAGCGUUGUUUCCCAGCAGUCUUCGAGAAGUAUCAGAAGUUUGAGGAUCAGAAAACCAAAAGAACUCAGAAUGUUAUUACGAGAAAUUUGGGAGCAGACAAAAGCUCUGUGUAAACCGCCUCAUUUACGCUACACUAUCAUUACUUGUCUCAUUCAGUUUGGAUUGACUACAAGCUAUUACACCUUGAUGAUUUGGUUCCCUGAACUGUUCAACCGAUUCGAGGAAUUCGAAUCUUUGCAUCCUAACGAAAGUGCAUCAGUCUGUGAAGUGUCAUCCGUAGUGUUGCCUACAACGAACGGAACAGUGAUAGAUGAAGAAUUCUGCGGUCAACCUAUCAGUGAUAACGUCUUCUUCCACACAAUCAUUAUAGGAAUUGCUUGUAUUCCUACCAGUUUUUGGUUACCGCUCUGUGUUCAUAGGCUCGGAACUAAAUUCUUUUUAGUUUUUAGCUUGCUAGUGGCAAGUGCUGUUACAAUGGGCCUCUACUUCGUGAAUUCAUCCUUAUCUAAUUUGGUGCUAUCUUGUAUCUUCGAAGCCUUGACCAGUCUUGGCAUAAGUACAGUUUAUUGCGUAUUAGUGGACCUAUUCCCUACAAAUUUGAGAGUCAUGGCAGCAGCAUUAUCUCUAACAUGUGGUAGAGGUGGAGCCUUGAUGGGAAAUUUGCUCUUUGGAUUCCUGAUCGAUCUAAAUUGUGUGGUGCCAGUGGUUAUUUUCUCCUUGAUGCUUUUUGCCAGUGGACUGCUAUGCCUUCUGCUACCCAAUACAGGAAAAGGUGCAUUGGAGUGACACCCCUUGUUUCAGUUUAGAAAUGAUAAAUUAAUAAAUAUUUGUGAUAAUUGUAUAGAUUACAACCUACUUUGGAAUAUUGAUAGCUUACUCUUAUUCUCAUUUUGGACUUCAUGUCUUAUUGGUCUAGUAAUAUUCAUAGCUGUGUACAUUAGAUCAGUGUUUAUUUUUAUUUAUUUAUUAGUGUAUACUAUUUUUAAGUCUAUUUAUUAGUAUUUAUUUUUUUAAUUCGUGAUGAGGUAGAAAGCCUAUGAACCAUCGACAAAUUCAAUUUUAAUAAGAGAUUGCAGAUGAUAUCAGAAUUGAGGUUGGAUAAUUCACAUUCAGCGACAAAACGAAAAUAGAGAAUGAUGAGACAUCAAGAGCAAAAAUGAUAUCUAUUAACUUGCAGUAUUAUAUAUAGGGUGAUAACGAUGAUAACCAGACUGUGACUUUCAGGUGUUAUUGAAGUUUUUGUAAGAAUUUUGUAGCAGUUACAUUCCCCUUAAACUAAGUUGUAUAUAUAUAGGACUAAACAACAAAAUGAGUGAUUAAGCCCGAGUAGCUCCAUCAUUAGAUGAAGUUGAUUAUUAAAUUCGAGUUUUCGAUGGUCCAUUGGCUAAGAUAGAAUUUUAUUUGAAUUGUUGACUUCGAGCAACAUAUUUUAAACAUAUCUUCAUUGGAGUAUUGAAUUAGGUUUGGAAAUUGGCCUUUCUAUUUCUUCUCGAAAAUUUAGUAAGGUUCAGUUUUAACGAUAUAGGGUAUUGCUGGUACCAUUGAAUAUUUUAAGAUAGAGAAAAAUUGGGACCAAAGUGAAUGAAGAUAAUCCAAAAAGAUGUGCCUAACAACUUAUAUCUUCAGUUUGAAUUAUCUUCGAGAUGAAUCCAUCUUGAGAGGAUGUAUGAAAUUUGAAGCAGUCUUUCGAAUUUUAUAACAUCAAAUUUUGAUUCUCGAACAGCUAUGUUUAGUGUAUAUCCAUACUGACAAAAUGAAUUUCGGGUUAUUCACUGUACAGAAUAUUAUCUGAUUGAAAAAUUAUGUUGUAAGGAUUUUAGUUGAACUGUUCUUAGUCUCUGAAGCACAAGUAUGUGGUUAAUACAUUGAAUGUUGAAUAUAAA